Molecule: messenger RNA, 2114 nt
Organism: Chenopodium quinoa (quinoa)
Lineage: Eukaryota; Viridiplantae; Streptophyta; Magnoliopsida; Caryophyllales; Amaranthaceae
Product: protein NRT1/ PTR FAMILY 1.1-like
Exons: 4
Coding region: 174-1976 (600 amino acids)
Biological process (GO): transmembrane transport
Cellular component (GO): plasma membrane
Molecular function (GO): transmembrane transporter activity
Source: RefSeq, a predicted model, not a curated record
ACACUAUGAAAGCAUUAAAUCAACUAGCGUGUACAGCUUUUCAAACUCCAUAUGUUAUAAAAAGUCACACUCCAAAUAAUUUGUCCCAAAUUUCUCAUUUCCUAGAAGAUCAUAUCAUAUAGUAUACCACAAAAAUACUUCAAUUCACUAUAUAUAAAUAGAAAAUUUUACAAAUGGCUUUAGAAGAAAGCAGUGUAGAAUUGACAGAAGAGAAGAUGGAAAAAAUGGCGAUUUUACCUGAUAAUAAUAACUCAGAUCAGCAUGAAACUACUCCUAAGUCUAAGAAAAAGGGUGGUAUAAUUACCAUGCCUUUUAUUAUUGUGAAUGAGGCAUUUGAGAAAGUAGCAAGUUAUGGUUUGUUGCCAAACAUGAUAUUUUACUUGAUGAAUGUUUAUCACUUGGAAGCUGCAAAGGGGGUUAUUGUAUUAUCACUAUGGUCCGGAAUUUCGAAUGCGUUAGCCAUUGUUGGAGGUUUUCUCUCCGAUUCUUACUUUGGUCGAUUUCGGGUCAUUGCUUUCGGGACCUUCUGCAGUCUUCUUGGAACAAGUUUACUAUGGUUGACUUCGGUAGUCCCAGCACUAAAACCAGCACCUUGUGCAAGGUCAAGUUCUGAGAGUUGUUCAUCAGCUACACCGAUCCAAUUCCUGGUCUUGUUCGGUUCUUUCGGCCUGAUCUCAAUUGGAGCCGGUUGCGUGAGGCCGUGUUCGUUAGCCUUCGGAGCUGAUCAAGUAAGCAACAAAGACAAUCCCAACAAUGAGAGAGUUCUAGAUAGUUUUUUCAACUGGUAUUAUGCCUCAACAGGGUUGGCAACUAUCAUUGCAUUAACAGUUAUUGUGUUCAUUCAAGAUAAAUUCGGGUGGCCGAUCGGGUUUGGGGUGCCUGUUUGUCUUAUGAUCCUUUCUCUUGUAGCCUUCUUUUUCGGGUCACCGUUGUAUGUUCAUGUCAAGGCUAAGGACAGCUUGUUUAUUGGUAUGUUUCAAGUUCCGGUUGCCGCCUUUCGGAAAAGGAAUGUUAGUCUUCCUCCUAUUGAUGCUGAAGAGCUUUACUUUGGUGGAAAUAAUGGUUCUGAGAAAAAAGUUCCUAGUGACAGUUUAAGGUGUUUGAACAAAGCUUGUGUAAUUGUGGAUCCUGUAAAUGACUUGAAACCAGACGGAUCAGCAUCGAAACCAUGGAGCCUAUGCACAGUAGAGCGAGUAGAAAAUCUGAAAUCAAUUCUAAGAAUCAUGCCAAUGUGGACUACUGGAAUCAUGAUGCUAGUAGCCAUGAACAACAGCUACACAACCCUUCAAGCGAAAUCCAUGGAUCGACAUAUUACUCCAAAAUUCGAAAUCCCUGCUGGUUCUUUCACUGUCUUUUCAGUAGUAACCAUCACAUUUUGGGUAGCAUUCUAUGACCGCGCUGUUGUACCUUUGAUGUCCAAGUUCUGUGGCAUGCCGCGAGGGCUAACACCCAAGGUUCGUAUGGGACUCGGGUUACUAUUAUCAUGUGUGGCACUGAUAGUUGCUGCUAUUGUUGAAUCAGUUAGACGAAAAGCUGCAAUCAACCACGGCCUGCAAGAUAAUCCUAGGGGAGUACUCGACAUGUCGGCUAUGUGGUUAGUACCACAGCUUGUGCUGCUAGGACUUGCUGAGGGGUUAAACGCGGUAGGGCAGAUAGAGUUCUAUUAUUCUCAUCUUUCCAAGAGUAUGUCAAGUAUUGCAAUGGCUAUAUUUACUCUAGGAAUGGCGGUAUCUAGUAUCGUGGGCACGCUCUUGGUUGAGCUUGUUGAUACUAUCACUAGUACUGGUGGGAAGAUCAGUUGGUUAUCAAGCAACCUUAAUAAGGGUCAUGUAGACUACUAUUAUUGGUUGGUUGCACUUAUGUGUUUUAUAAAUUUUGUGUACUUUCUUGUGUGUUGUCGAUUAUUCGGAUCCUCUGGGAGUCACACAAGUCACAAGAAGUCUGAUGAUGACAUUGUAGAGCACGAAUCGGUUUGAUUACAUGUUUCCUUUCUAGUUCUUUCAAUUUUUGUAGUUGUUUUUGUAUACCUUAUGUUAUACUGAUAUAAUCCUAUUGUAACAUUAUAGAGAUACUGAUAUUAUAUUACACUUAUAUAUUUAUUUCUUUCCUUAGAA